Messenger RNA from Aspergillus sclerotioniger CBS 115572, 570 nucleotides. RefSeq lists its product as uncharacterized. Lineage: Eukaryota; Fungi; Ascomycota; Eurotiomycetes; Eurotiales; Aspergillaceae. The coding region runs from base 1 to 570 and encodes 189 amino acids. The record is from RefSeq and is a predicted model, not a curated record. The transcript has 2 exons.
AUGAAGGCCUUCGCUGUUCUCUCCUUCCUUGCCCUCACCGGCUUCGUUGUCGCUGCUCCUGUUGCAGGUGGCGUUCAGCAAUACUCUGCUCCUGAGACUCCCGAGACCCCUCAAACCCCCCAGACUCCUCAGACUCCUCAGACCCCCCAGGGCCCUCAGACUCCCCAGACCCCGGGAACUCCCCAGGCUCCUCAGGCCCAGCAGGCCCUGCUGCCCCGGCCGCUCCCCAGGCCCUUCAGGCUGCUACUGGUAAGCAUAAUCUUACCCAGUGAAUACCAUAUCUCACCCGUGGCUAACCCUAUAACAGCCCCUCUCUACGGGGAGCACAAGCGUGGCUUCAUCGUCGUCCCUGAGCGCCCUACCUACGCCGGUGAGCAGUCGAGCACCUCUGGUGGCCAGUACCAGAAGGCUGGCGGUGCCGGUGGCUCUGAGCACGACUCGACUUUCCACGAUGACGAGGGUGCCUACCGCAACAUUGAUGCCUCUUCCCACGACAAGAGCGGUGGCAACUGGGGUAACGAGGCUGGCAGCACUGGCCAGUCUUCUCAGGCUGCUGGUGUCCAGCACUAA